GGGGUUCGCUCGAGCCGGCCCAUCGACCACGGACCCCUGUCACGAAAGUAACACGCCGUCACCUGAUCCACUUGGGCCCAUCUCAGGUACGUGCCGCGGUCACCUGAUUCAACUCAAUUCAUCACCCAAAGUACGAUCCACCCCGGGCAAUUUCGGCCAAUGAGGCGUCUCAAUCCGCAAGGAGCGGAACAUCCACCCGCCCGAAUUUCGAAGCUCCGAAACUCUGCCCAUUGCCAAAAAAUCAUCCCCAGCUACGCAAGCUCACGAGUUCGACGACGCCGACGACGAAGAUACCGCGUACACCGACGCCCGUCCGUCCGACCCGAUGCCUCGCGUCUGAUUCGAUUUCCCUCUAAAAGAAUCCCCCCGAAUACUUCCCGGACACGACAAGGGCACAGAAGCAGAAAAAACAAACAAACGAUGCGCUUCACCACCCCGAGGCCGGGGUCCUCCCUCCUCGCCUCCCUCCAAAACCUCACCCUCACGACCGCAGCCCCCUCCGCCCGCGCCUUCUCGACCUCCUCCCCCCUCGCGACGAAGACCAUCUCCCUCCAGAAGAUCCCCGCCUCUCCCGUGCCCCCGUACCCCUACGGCCCCCGCCUCCUCUACAAACAGUCCAACCACGGCCUCUACGGCGCCGCCCGCAUCCGCCACGGCCACAACGUCUCGGAGAAGCACGGCCAGAUCACCCCGCGCACCUGGCGCCCCAACGUCCACCGCAAGCGCCUCUGGUCCGAGGCCCUCGGCGCCUGGGUCCGCACCCGCCUCACGACCCGCGUCCUCCGCACCGUCCGCCGCGAGGGCGGCAUCGACGCCUACGUCACGAAGACCAAGCCCGCCCGCGUCCGCGAGCUCGGCCCCGGCGGCUGGAAGCUCCGCUGGCUCGUCGCCAACUCGCCCGCCUUCCGCGCCCGCUACGCCGCCGAGCGCGAGGCCCUCGGCGUCCGCGCCCCCAUGCCCGAGGACCAGACCGACCUCGUCCACUACAUGAUCGACGCCGCCACCCCGGGCCCUCUCAGCGCCACCAGCAGGCAGACCCUCGAGCGGAGGGCCAGCCAGAUGAUCGCCGAGGAGUUCGCCCUCGGCGACGACGCAGAGCUGUUCGAGCCCGGCGCCCUGUACGAGGAUGACGACGUCCACGCCCAAGGGCUCAAGGAGCCGUCCGUCGAGGAAAAGAGGUCAUAGUGUUUUUUUGCAUGCGCGCGCGCGCGCUUAUGUGUGUGUAGGUGUGUGGAUUUCACGUUUUGCUGUCUUUUGUUUUAAAAGGCAACAUGGGAGAAGGAAAGAAAAACUAGCCAUUGUAUCAUAUGUACAAAUAUUUUCUCCCUCUCACGGUAUAGAAUACGCACAAAUUGGGGGGG
This is a messenger RNA of Colletotrichum navitas, 1361 nucleotides long. Its product is annotated as ribosomal L28 family protein. Gene Ontology annotation, cellular component: mitochondrial large ribosomal subunit. The record is from RefSeq and is a predicted model, not a curated record. The transcript has a single exon. The coding region runs from base 421 to 1185 and encodes 254 amino acids. Gene Ontology annotation, molecular function: structural constituent of ribosome. NCBI's taxonomy places the organism in Eukaryota, Fungi, Ascomycota, Sordariomycetes, Glomerellales, Glomerellaceae.